This is a messenger RNA of Penaeus chinensis, 6940 nucleotides long. RefSeq lists its product as uncharacterized. The record is from RefSeq and is a predicted model, not a curated record. Lineage: Eukaryota; Metazoa; Arthropoda; Malacostraca; Decapoda; Penaeidae. Gene Ontology annotation, biological process: regulation of transcription by RNA polymerase II. The coding region runs from base 1739 to 5683 and encodes 1314 amino acids. Gene Ontology annotation, molecular function: chromatin insulator sequence binding. Gene Ontology annotation, cellular component: chromosome. The transcript is spliced from 15 exons.
AUAUUGAUCAUUGAUAUUAGAAGUGAUAAUGUGAAUACAUCAUCAAAUGAUGGUAAAGCUUUACAAUGGGACUGCACCCGUUAGAGACUAAGUCAACAAGAUCAGCCAAUAAUUUUGGGGAUCCUGAGGGGCAUUGGGGGUGGAGAUUUUGCUUAUAGUAAGCAUUUUAAAGAUCAAAAAGUGGAAAAUUAUAAAACCCAAAUGAAAAUGGCAUUUCUUAUGGUAAAGAAAGUGGAAGAUAGGAAACUGGAGACAAGAUACAGCUCCCAGUCACUGUAUUUCCUUAUUGGGGCUCUACCCUCAAACCCCCUCUGGUUGCCGUAUUUUCCUAUCAGGGCUCUGCCCUUGGUCCCCUUUCCAGUCACUAUAUUUCCCUACUGGGGCUCCACCCCAGGCCCCUUCCCAAUUGCCACUGACUGCAUUUAUAGGUACAUAUUGGGUUUACCUUAUGUUUGAAGUGAGGGUGGCUGGGAUUUGACAAACCUCCGACAGAGAUCUGUAGCUGGAAUGAAGUUAAUGUUUUUCAAUUAAUUUAGUGUUAUUCUGAUAUUAUAAUAUUAGUAAGAGAUCACUUUCACUAGAAAGUUGUUAAAGAAUAUGGAAACUCAAGUAGCACUGUAAACACCUUUUGAAUGAGCAAUGAGUACUGUGGCAACAAAACUGUCAAAUUUGUUGGUAGAUGGCCGCGCAUGCACAAGUACGGAUGUAUUUCUAAAAAAAAAUAUGGUGCGUAUAUAAUGGAAUAGAUGGCAUCAUAUAUUUAAAGAAUGAAGAUUUAAUAAUUAUGCAUCUCAGUAUAAUUUUAUAUGAAUUAAAUACAGAAUUACAUUAUUAGUACAGAGUAUUUCUAAGAGAUUAACAAUGAGUGGCUGUGACAACACAAACUACAUACACCAAAAAGGAAUAGAAAACAGUUGUUAGCCAUUUAUUAGAAAUACAACUGUUUUGCAUUCAAUACAACUACAAUAACAUUGUCAAAUAUUUCUUUUAGAAAUAUUUGACCACUUAAAGUUAAAAAGUAGUAGGUUUACUGACAAAAUAAACUUUGUUGUUUGAAAGUGAAAUUAAAGAGGGUUGCUUUUUUGCCACUAUCUUUUUUUCUUUUCUUUUUUUCUUAAGAAACAAACUUUUCACAGUAUCAUACAAUCUUUGUUAUUUUCGGAAGGGCUUAAAGUUUUUUGUUAAGCACAAAAAAAAAAAAAGAAAAAAAAAAGGUGCUCAAACAAAUGCAAGGCCUGAGUGACACCAAUAUGUUGUCUAAUGUAAGGAACUGAAUAUAUGCAGUGGGGAUUUGCUGGCUUUUGCCGGAGCAGUAACAUAGGCACCAUUAUUGUGCAACCCACAGAUUGGUCCCAUGUCAUAGGAAGGUCCACAGUACAUGAAAAGGAAUUGCAAAUAGAUUGCAGAAAGCAGUGGAAAAUUUAUCCCUAACAAUAACCUCUCAAGGUUAUGUCUUGCCAACUUUGCAGGGGCACCAAUGAUAUCACGAGAAGGGAUCCCCUGGAAAUUCUAUAAGAGUAUCUGCAUGAUAGUACAAUUUUUCAUUGUCAUUAGUUCCUUCCUUGUUUACCCUGCAGUGUCCUAAAUAUACUUCUAGGUUGCAGAAGGAAUACCACUUUUAAUUCAGAUUUCUUUCAUGGUGAAUUGGGAUUAGCCGCUUGUUGGAGAAUUGCAUUUGGAGGUUGAGGGAACCUCUACCCCAGUAUCUGGAGAUCUCAGCUGCAGGGUGGAGACAACAAUGUCAUCACCUGUGUUGCUUGGUGGACAGGUGGUAAUGGAGAACAAUGGAAUGAUGAUGGAGGGGUCAGAAGAUGUGGUGAUGGAUGGGACACAAGUGGUGAUGGAAACCCCUCAGGUUGUCAGUUCCCAAGUGAUGAUUGAAGGAUCACAAGUCAUGAUGGAGGAGGGAGAUGGCACAGAGUUUGGAGCAUCUGUUUUGAAUCCACCCCACCAUGGCACAGUGACAGAAGCCAUUGGAGAUCCAGUUUCAGUGAAGGAGGAGGACUUGGAAAAUGGACAGUAUGCUCACAAUCAGCCAAUACUUAGCCUGGAGCAGCCCAAUGUCCAUGAGGAUGUCAUGGGCACAGGGACUCUGGAAGAUAACCAGGAAGGAGAAAUUCUCCUGAGGAACUUGGUGAAUGAGACCUUUCACUCCUCAGCUGGUGCUGCUCAUCCCCAUGACAAUAUCAUUGUUACAACUAGCACAAUCACCACUGAUCCCAUGCACACGAUCCAGCAGCCCCUCCAGCAAGCAAAUAUGAUAACAGGAACAGGAAGUGAUACUACUAGCAUGACAGAUAUUUCAAAUAGUAUUCCAUCAGCAACAACCCCAACUAAAAUAGUGAUACAAACUAAUCAAGGAUCCCCAGUGAAGUCAAAUGCCGGACAUUUCCUUAUACAAGUGGGUGGCAACCCAGUUGCUGUGAGCCAGCCUCAGGUUGUCACUGUGGGAAACAAAAAGCACAUCAUCAUCCGUGCAGGCACCAAUCAGACGGCACAGCAGGUGAUUCCCAGCCAGGAAGAGGUUGAGGCAGUGGCCCAAAGUGGUGUCUUCCGUGUGAUAAUACCUGAAGGAACAACUAAGUAUACAAAGGGUCUGACUGUGCCUGUUGGCCAGAACGAACCAGUGAGAAAGCAUGUACAAAUUAAUCUUUCCGAUGGAACUUUGAAAAAACAGUCAAGGUAUAUGACCCACACUUCACAAACACAAGGAAAUUAUGAGGAAGACUUUGCAUCAGGAAGUGAUGCCAAGAGGUUUUAUGAGUGUCCAACAUGCAAUAGUAAAUUCAUGCGGCCUCUCUACUUGAGAAAGCACAUGCGAAGUUGUAAAAAGGAAGAGGUGAAAGUAGAAAAGGCUCCCUUAUACAUGUGUUCUUUCUGCAAGAUGACGUUCAAGACAAAACCUCAGAUCUCCCAGCAUUUUUUGAAGUGUUUCCAUAGCCCGUAUGGCAAAAAAGCUGCUGCAGUCAAGAGGAAAAAUGAGGAGAAAGAGACAGAACCAACACCAGCCAAGCGUGGGAAAGUGGAGACAGUUGAUCUGGAUCCCUCUCUGGAACAAGCAGUGCAAUUCAGAUGUCAGGACUGUGAUCGCACCUUUAACAAAGAGCGCCAGUACAGCAGCCACAUCAAGAAAUGUACUAAAGUGUCUGUCCAUGAUCUGUCUGGAGCCAGACAAGAGAUUGGUGGAGCUGAAGAGGAAGAGGAAGAGCCAGAACCCCAAGAAGACCCCUUUGCAGACCCAGACCCACUCCCUGCCCCAGCUAGAAGAGGGAGAGGACCAGGGAGAAGAGGGAGACCACCAGGAAGGGGGAGUCACACUACCUCAAGAGUGGGAGCAAGAAAUUCAGCCCAGCUUUUUGAUGGGACUCCUCCAGUACCAGCCUCCAAAGGCCUCUUAGUGGCAGACAAUGAGGGAUUAGUCCGCAGCACAACUGGCCUAGCCCACACAGUACAACUUAGCCUUGAGACUGCUAGCCAAGAAGGGGAACCACAGCCUACUGCCUUAGUUGCGGAUUCCAAGGGUGUAAGAGGAAGAGAGAAGCCCCCUCAGGCCUGGUCUCUGGUAUGUGCCCUCUGUCAGAAAAUGUUCAUAACCAAGGCAGCAUUGGCACAUCACGUUAUGACAGAACAUGGACCUGACCUCGAGCAUAUGCGAAAUAUACUUGAUGGAAAAUCAACAGACAACCAACCCUUGUUCAGAUGCCCAGUUUGCAGUCUUAAUUAUCAGACAGAAGACCAGUUUAUUGAGCAUAUGGUCCUCCAGCACACUACUCGCCUCCAGGAAACAUAUACACGCCUCCAGGGACAGACUGCAAACUUCGUGUGUUCCCUCUGCUCAUUAGUCCUGCUCACUAAGAACCUCUUAGUAGAACACAUGAGUCUUGUCCAUCUAGAGGAGUUGGAGAAACUGGCCCAGGGAGACACACAUGUAGAAAUGCUGUCAAAGGCCUCCGGCAGCCAAGGAACCCCAACUAAGGACUCACAAAGCCAGUCUUCAUUGCCACGACAGGAGGGACAAAGUUUAAAAGAGACAGUGCAAGAACCCAUCAAAGCAGAGCAGCCAGAUGAGCCCCUUGAGUGUGGGUUCUGUGGAGAAGAAAUCACCAGCCAAGUGGACAUGGUGGAACACUACAUUGAGUCACACGGCGUUGAGACAGAUGAAGAUGGCUGUCUGAUGGACUUGGGGAUAGACGUUGAUGUCCGAGUAAAAGACACAAAGAGCCUGCUACAGUUGGCAGAUGGCCGUGUGGACGACAAUGUUCCAGAGAAAACCGUCCUUAUACGGAAGAAACCAAGACAGAGCUGGCAAUGCAAGGAAUGUCAACAAGUAUUCCCCAAGCAUUUCGACUUUUUGCGGCAUGUUAGGGAAGUUUGCACAGAGGUGAGCCAGUCAAAUAAGUCCACUGUGUCAAGAGGUGGAAAUUUCAAAUGCCAAGAGCCAGGGUGUAGUCACCUGUCUUUCUACCAGGUAAAACUCCUAUUCAAGCACAUGGAAGAGGUUCAUAAAGUUGUCGUCCCAAGGGAAUUCAAGACAUUCAAGAGUCUGGCCAUGUUUUACCAGUGGCUUACCCUGGAGGAGAAGAAGUAUAAUGUCCGAUACAUUCGGGACACCACUCGCAUUGAGAAGAAUGAUGUGAAACUUAUACAAAUGGUGUGCCAUAGAUUCCAUACAGCAAAGAUUGAUCAGUCAAGAGAAAAAAAGGAAGGUGAGGUGGAGGGAGAAUCUCCAAGCAAACUGAAAAGGCGAUGGUUUGUCCGCAUACAAAGAUCUAGCAACUGUCAUGCACGUAUCCACUUGAAAGUGCAUUACAAUCCAGUCACUCAGGACUACGAUGCUGAGACACAGAUGGUGUACUACCCUCAGCACACUCACAAUGAAGUAGACCAUCCACAGGAUAUCAUGAACAGAAUUAUGGAGAGACACUCUAGAGAUAAAUCCAAUUACCUCUCCAGAAAUGGCAACAGAAAGCGUCUCAAGCAGAUAGUGCAGACUUCUACAUCCAGUGAAACACUAGGCAAAGUCAGAACCUCAGCAGUGGGUGAGGGUGAUGAGAGGCAUCAGAGAGAAGAGGAGGCAGGACAGCCAGUGAUGAUAGCAGGAUCAUUGAAAUUGGAGGAAGGAGGGACACUUACUGUUGAUCAGUACAUGAAGGAGUUUUGCCAGACGCAGUUAGAAGGGGAAGUAGAGGGAUCAACAGGGAUGGCAGUCUCUGCAGCAAGCAGUGCCUCAGGAACAUCAUCCACAUCUAUGCAAGCUGGAAGACAACCUGGCACUACUACUUCUGUCCUCAUGGAAGGCCAUGACACGAGUCUAGGAACUCCAUCAAUGUUUGUAGAUGGCACGAAUGAGGGAGGGUCGGCAGUGCUUGUGGAGAGUGGUGAGCCAGGAACUUAUGUAGUGCAGGAUGGAAUGAUGAUGAAUGUUUCUCAGGGGGAGUCACCUCAAAAGGAAGAUGGCACAGAGGAAUAUGUCCUGCCAGCUGAUGAAGCAGAAUGGACCAAGCUGUUUGAGGUUUUAAGACUCAGACUCAUGACAGCUGAGCUCAGCAGUCAGGAGAAAGUUGAGGGGGAGGGUCUCCUGACUUAUCAAAAUGUAAUAUCAUAUUUACCAUUGUCAGAACAGGUCACAAUAUUCCAACAACUUUGCUUACUAACUAACACUGCUAUUGAAACUGCAGACUAGAUUAAACUUCCAUUUUGUUAACUUGGUUGCCAGUAUGUAUUUAUAAAUAAAACAUAACCUUAAUUUAUCAGAUACAUUUGUUAGGCUCAAAAUUAUGUCAUUUUUGACAAGAAUUCACUCUAUCACAGAAAAAAUAAUGCAUAUGACCAAUCAAGUCAGGUGAUCAAUGAUUUGAGUAAUCUAAUGUGUAAUACAUUAAAACCUCUGUAUCACUUAUAAUAGGCAGCACAAACUUGAAUAUAUUACAUGCACAAUAUCUUAAAUCAUUUAGUUUUUCAUGUUUUAAUUGUUUUAUUUAAUGUUAUUGUUUUCUCUGUUCAUUCAAUAAGUCUUGAAGUAUUGAUUAAGAGCUGUCAGAUUACAAGCUGGCUACAAAAUUUGUAAAUAAACUAUAUAGUAUUUUUGUAUCCAAUUGCCUGAAGAUUGUAAAUCAAAAGGUUGAAGAGAAUGAGUAAAGUAUGAGGUGAAUUUUGCAUUUGUUAUAUACUCUCAGCUAUAGACAUUGUCUACCAGCCUUGACACAUGUAUAGUGAUGUCCACAGAGAAGGGUUGCAUAAUAGACGGAAAGCCAUAUUUGAGUCUGCCUGCUGCUACUUUGCUCCCCCGGUUAAAUUAUUGUAUAGUUAUUGUUUUAAUCAAUAUAUUCACCAUUGCCAUGUCAACUUUAUUGCAGAAUAUGUUUAAGAAAAGGAAGCAUUUAAAAAGUGUCUUAUUUGUUUACUUGACUAUUACCCAAAUUGUGGAUGAAGAGUUUUAACUACAUUUCUUUCAGCCAUAGUGGUUUAGUCUUUCUUGAUGGUUGGUAUCAACUUUUUUUUUUGUUUUCUUAUUUUAUUUGUUAUUGUUUUUUUUUUUUUUUUUUUUUUUUUGAGAAAAUGACAUGCCAUUUAUAUAAAAGUUUUUUAUAUAUAUAAUUCUUUUUACUGAUUAUAGCAUACCCAUUAUAAUUAAAUUUAUAUUUCUCAAAGUCAAUUUCUCAAAUAUCUGGCAACAGAAGUUCAACCAGGUGCAUUUGUUCUCUUAUUCAUACAUAGAUUGCAAGUAACAGAAAGAACAUUUAGUUUCUCCCUGUUUCCUAAGUGCUAUUUGUCACCCUUUGAGGGGAAGAGAUGGAGUCCCAGUGAAUCAGAGUACCUGAUAUCCGUGCUCUUGUAUUCCACUUACUAAGCUGCUUGCUUGGUGAAUUUUGUGUAUAGUUGUAAAGACACAAAUCUAUUUGCCUGUCAAGUACCUGCAAAGAAUUAUUGAAUCCUGAAA